Molecule: messenger RNA, 1735 nt
Organism: Penaeus indicus
Lineage: Eukaryota; Metazoa; Arthropoda; Malacostraca; Decapoda; Penaeidae
Product: charged multivesicular body protein 6-A-like
Exons: 6
Coding region: 69-710 (213 amino acids)
Biological process (GO): late endosome to vacuole transport via multivesicular body sorting pathway; vesicle budding from membrane
Cellular component (GO): multivesicular body; ESCRT III complex
Source: RefSeq, a predicted model, not a curated record
CUUCGACGACUUUGUUUACUCGAAUCAGCUGACUCUUCCUCCUCGGACGCCAAAGGAAGGAGCCAAAGAUGGGGAGUUUGUUUUCUAAAAAGCCUCAGAGCAAAGUCACGGAGCAGGACAGGGCUGUGUUGCAAUUGAAAUCAACGAGAGAUAAGAUCCGGCAGUACCAGAAAAGAUCAGAGACAACCCUCGAGAAGGACAGACAGCUCGCCAAACAGCUCUUGCAAAAUGGGAAGAAAGAUCGGGCCAAGCUUCUGCUGCGGAAGAAACGCUUCAUCGAGGAGCAACUCACAAAGACAGAUGGAACGCUUGAAAAUAUUGAAAAGAUGAUACAGGACAUUGAAUUUGCUCAGAUUGAAAUGAAGGUUGUCGACAGUCUGAAGGUAGGAAAUGAAGCCCUGAAACAGAUCAACGAAAUGCUCAGUAUUGAAGAUGUGGAGCGCAUCCUUGACGAAACACAGGAGGCAGCAGAGAAACAGAGGGAAAUUGACGCGCUGCUCAGUGGAGGCAUACUGACAGAUGAGGAUGAAUCUGCAGUCGAGGAGGAGCUUGACGCCCUCAUUGCUGCCGCUGUUGAGAAGCAACUGCCCGAGGCUCCCACGGCAGCGGAAAACCCAGAGGUCGAACUUCCAGAUGUUCCAGAGACUCUUCCAGAGCCUGCCAAGGAGAAAGUCAAGACCAAGGAAAGGGUUGCCAUACCUGCCUCAUAAUCCAGUGCCGUACAUGUCGCAAGGAUUCCGAGGAAAGGGUAUUGGUUUGGGUUUCAAGAAAAGGCUACAGGCAUGUGUGGAAAUGUGGGAAUUUAAGAGCCUUAUUCAUCUUCAAUUUCCACCUUUGUCCAGUCUCUACGUGUAUGGAAUGGUAUUUGUAACAAACAUCGGAAAUGGAAAAUCAUCAUGGUGCAAUGUAUUUUUUUUUCUUUCUUUCUUUCUUUCUUUUUUUUCUUUUCUUUUUUUUCUUAAAGUAAAAAAAAUAAUAAAUCAUGAUUCGUACUACAUGUUGUCCAUUUAGAUAGUUGUGUAAUAGAGAUUUUUAUAUGUAUCUUUGAUUAAUGUGAAUUAGUUAUCUCAGUUUUAUUUAUGCUCAGUUAAGAUGUGGUUUCAGUUGACUUUUUUAUGAGAAACAUGAUUCCAGUAUCUCAAGGGAAAAUAUAAGGAAAAACACUGUUAACUUAUUAAUUAUGUAUGAUGUUUCUUGAUCUCUGUAUCAUAAAUCUAAUUAAUGCAUUUCUUUGGUAUAAUUAAUCGCCGGUACUAUGGUUUCUUGUUGUGCAGUUGCAAGCUUUAACCCCCCCCCUCCCCUAGCUACAAUUGCAAGAAAUGCACUGAUAUAACCAUUAUGUAACACAGCUUGUAAUGAGAAAGGUGCAGUGACCAUAUUCAAAUUGAAUGCCUUUUAUACCUCUGUUUAAGGAGAAAAUUUUGCCUUUUUUCUGCCUCAGAAACUAGGUUAAAAAGAAGUACUAGUUAUAUUAAGUUUAGCAGGCAGGAUGUGAAAUUUAAGAAACAUGCAUAUUUUACUAAAUGUUCUUCAAAUAAAAAAGAAUUCACAUGUAUGCUACCAUUAUAUGUCCAUUGUCAAUGGUUGUAUCUAGUCGCCAUAUAUUCAAAACAGAAAAAAAAAUAUAUAAAUGUACUGAAUGUUUUAUACUUUGCCUUAUUAUAAAACUUUCUCUUGAUAAAUAGAUAUGAUAUAUUUGUAUGAGGUACACGAAAAUAAAAAAAAAGCUGAAACA